GUAACACUGGACAAGAGAUAAGAAAACAGAACAUUGUGCUUGUUCUCAAUCCAUCAAUGGCGUCACCAUUAUCUUCUCUCUCCUCUUCUUCUUCACUCUUUCACCACACCUUCACCGGAAGCUCGAAGGUUCCAGUUCACUUCCCCAACCAAACUGCGCACUUUUUUGUCUUCGCUCAGAAGAAGGCAAAGAAAACUCGAAAGAUUAUUCUGAAGGAAGAUGUGGCUGACGUGGGAAAGCAAGGGCAACUCCUUGAUGUGAAGGCUGGUUUUUACAGAAAUUACCUGCUUCCUUUGGGAAAGGCACAACUUGUUACACCUGUGCUACUCAAGGAAAUGAAAAUAGAAGAAGAAAGAAUUGAGGCUGAGAAAAGACGGGUAAAAGAAGAGGCACAACAACUUGCUCUAAUUUUUGAAACUGUUGGGGCUUUCAAGGUGAAGCGUAAAGGUGGUAAAGGAAAACAAAUUUUUGGAAGUGUCACUGCUCAAGAUCUUGUUGACAUAAUCAAGGCUCAGCUUCAAAGGGAGGUGGACAAGAGAGUUGUUGAUCUUCCAGAGAUAAGGGAAACAGGAGAAUAUAUUGCAGAGUUAAAGCUUCACCCAGAAGUUACAGCUAGAGUGAAGUUGAAUGUUUCUGCCAACUAAAAGCACAAAUAUUUUCUGAAGUUCCUUUGCUAAAUGGACACUUUGGAGCUAGUUACCUUUGUUCAAGGUGCAUAACCAUCUUAUGAUGAUGAAUCUUGAAGCUUCAAGCAGUCUGUGAUCUUGUAAUCAUGCCCUGACUCUCGGAUGAGGAAGGGUUUGUCAUAGGUCCAAAAUGAGAACUGUCUCUGAUUUGAACAUUUUUGUUCUGUUCAUACCCCAUUCUUGAAUGUUUAUUCAUUUGUAGGACAAUGCAAUGCACUAUUUUGGUGGUAAAGGCUAUUUUUUCUUUGAUC
Messenger RNA from Vigna angularis (adzuki bean), 937 nucleotides. Its product is annotated as 50S ribosomal protein L9, chloroplastic. The transcript is spliced from 6 exons. The record is from RefSeq and is a predicted model, not a curated record. Lineage: Eukaryota; Viridiplantae; Streptophyta; Magnoliopsida; Fabales; Fabaceae. Gene Ontology annotation, biological process: translation. Gene Ontology annotation, molecular function: structural constituent of ribosome. Gene Ontology annotation, cellular component: mitochondrion; ribosome. The coding region runs from base 57 to 644 and encodes 195 amino acids.